AAAAAAAAGGGUAUAAAGUUCGUAAAACGCGAAAGAACCGGUCGAAAAAAAAAACGCGUAGAGAAAUUCAAAAUAAAAGAUAUUUUUUCAAAAUGGUUGCCGAAAUUUCUAAAGAAUGUGUUACCAUUGCCGCGGCCGAUCAGUGCGUGGACAUGAAGGAGGACCUGCCGGCAGGGAACUAUAUCCUGGUUGGUGUUGAUGUAGACACCACUGGACGACGUCUGAUUGAUGAGAUUGUCCAGUUGGCUGCCUACACUCCAAAGGAUAACUUCCAGCAGUACAUCAUGCCGUAUAUGAAUCUGAAUCCAGCCGCUCGUCAGCGUCAUCAAAUUCGUGUGAUUUCGAUCGGCUUUUAUCGCAUGCUGAAGUCGAUGCAGACCUACAAGAUUAUCAAAUCUAAAUCGGAGGUUGCUGCCCUCAUGGACUUUCUCAACUGGCUUGAGAUGCUGGUCGCCAAACAGCCCAGCACUGAUGGCAUCGUUAUGCUCUAUCACGAGGAGCGUAAAUUCAUACCCUACAUGGUAUUGGAGGCGCUCAAGAAGUACGGUCUGAUUGAAAGAUUCAAUCGGACGGUGAAGUCUUUUGUCAACACUUUCAAUAUGGCCAAGGCCUCCCUUGGCGAUGCUAAUAUCAAGAACUGUGGUCUACGCAAGCUUUCGUUGCUCUUGGCCAAAUCGAAUGAUGAAAAUGCCAACAAGGAGAAUGAACCUGAGAAUGUCAACAGAAACGGCAGCAGCAACGAUAAGUGCCACAAGAAUGGAAUGAAUCAGGAGCAUGACUUUUUCGAGGGGAGUGCCAAUGUGCGGGCCAAGAUGGUCUACGAAGUGGCCCUGCAGUUGACCAACUCUGACCGCACAUCCGAGCCAGAGUCUUCGGAGCAAUUGGUUAACCUCUUCAAUGCCGUGAAACCAUUCGCCAAACUUGUCAGCUCUGACAUCAUGGAGCUGCAAACCCAGAACGAGAACAUGGGCCGCCAAAACUCGUUCCGUCCUGUCUUCUUGAACUAUUUCCGCACCACUCUGUACCAUCGUGUUCGUGCUGUGAAGUUCCGCAUCGUGCUGGCUGAAAAUGGCUUUACUUUGGAUUCUCUAAAAGCCAUUUGGACCGAGAAGCGCAAGGAGGGCUUGGAACUGGCUCUGACCAAUAUUGAUACCCUGAAGACCGAGGAAAAGACCGAGCUGGUGGAGCUUCUGGACAGCUUCUUUGACCCAAGCAAGGCGACCAUCAAGCCGAGUUUCAAGCCCAAUGGCAAUGGCCCUCGUCGUCGCAUUCGGGCCAACGGAGCAGCAUCAUCGAAGAAUGGAGCCAUGAGCUCCCGUUCUACCAGCACUGAAUUCGGUGCUGGUGGCGACAAGUCCCAGAGCGAGGGACUCAGUGCCCCAGUGCCGGACUCCACCACCAAGUCGCCCUCGUCCGGCAAGACUGGCGGACGUCCUCAUCGCAAACGCAACAACACUCGCAACGGCUUUGGCAGUGCUAAGGGACCCAAGAAGGCUGAGACACUGAACAUAGCGGCCCCGGAAUCAUUACCACCACAGUCGCCAGUGGCGGUGUCCACACCAGUGGCUAUUGCUGCCACCAACUAAAGCUCCCAGGAGAGGGGUACAGUGCAACCACCAAUGAAACGGACACUAAAACCCCAUUUAAUAGAAGAUAAGGACGAAGUAUGGAAGACCAACACAGAUUAGAAACAAUGUCAAAAUUUAAGUGUAAACACACAUCACAACGAGGCCCGUGAAGACUUAGAAUUGAAUGUUGUACAAAACACUCGCGGCUGGAGCUUGCUGUCGAGAAGUGCUUAAUCGAGACGUUUUAAAACAAUUAUUGUAACUUGGAUGUGCGCCCAAAGCGAAGUGCUGUGCCCACGCUACCCCACACGAAAUAUCGACACAUUGGUGCGUACAAAUCGUCGCGUUUAGACAUAGUUUUCCAAAAAAUACGAUGUACAACUGUACUGUCGGAGGGCCAUUGGAAAAAUAUGAUCCCAAUAAACGCCUCGAUUAAAAUUUUGCAUUGGGCAGGUUGACGAAAUAUCACACUAAUAGUUAAGUAACCCCUAUCAGGUCCCUGGCCCAAUGUUUAAAAUUCCACUUGAAAGCUUAAGUACACACAAAAAAAAACCACACUCAAACAUGCCCUACUGUAAACACACACUCAUAAUCAAAUCAACGAAGAAUGAAGGAAAAGAAGGAAGCUUCAAGCUCAAAUCACCUGCUCAAACAUGUCAAAAUAUUUCAAGAUGUAUUUCAUUUUUCCAAAGAAAUGUAUGAAUAAACGAUUAAUUAUAGUGUAACGAUA
This is a messenger RNA of Drosophila persimilis, 2298 nucleotides long. RefSeq names its product maternal protein exuperantia-1 (gene exu). NCBI's taxonomy places the organism in Eukaryota, Metazoa, Arthropoda, Insecta, Diptera, Drosophilidae. Gene Ontology annotation, biological process: bicoid mRNA localization. The coding region runs from base 93 to 1586 and encodes 497 amino acids. The record is from RefSeq and is a predicted model, not a curated record. The transcript is spliced from 5 exons. Gene Ontology annotation, molecular function: RNA binding; protein homodimerization activity.